Molecule: messenger RNA, 1781 nt
Organism: Molossus molossus (Pallas's mastiff bat)
Lineage: Eukaryota; Metazoa; Chordata; Mammalia; Chiroptera; Molossidae
Gene: SLC17A9
Product: solute carrier family 17 member 9
Exons: 9
Coding region: 29-1624 (531 amino acids)
Biological process (GO): transmembrane transport
Cellular component (GO): membrane
Molecular function (GO): transmembrane transporter activity
Source: RefSeq, a predicted model, not a curated record
CGCCCUGCGCUGUGGCCAUCAGUGCCCGAUGCAGCCGCCCCCGGACGAAGCCCGCAGGGACCCGGCGGAGGACACCCAGUGGUCCAGGCCCGAGUGCCAGGCAUGGACGGGGACGCUGCUGCUGGGCACGUGCCUGCUGUACUGUGCCCGUGUCUCCAUGCCCGUCUGCACCGUCUCCAUGAGCCAGGACUUCGGCUGGAACAAGAAGGAAGCUGGCAUCGUGCUCAGCAGCUUCUUCUGGGGCUACUGCCUGACUCAGAUCGUGGGCGGCCACCUGGGGGACCGCGUCGGGGGUGAGAAGGUCAUCCUGCUGUCAGCCUCUGCCUGGGGCCUCAUCACUGCCGCCACCCCGCUGCUCGCGCACCUGGGCAGCGCCCACCUGGUCUUCAUGACCUUCUCGCGCAUCCUCACGGGCUUGCUCCAAGGGGUGUACUUCCCUGCGCUGACCAGCCUGCUGUCCCAGAAGGUCCGGGAGAGCGAGCGAGCCUUCACCUACAGCACCGUGGGGGCCGGCUCCCAGUUCGGGACGCUGGUGACAGGGGCGGUGGGCUCCUUGCUCCUGGACUGGUACGGCUGGCAGAGCGUCUUCUACCUCUCGGGUGGCCUCACCCUGCUGUGGGUGUGUUACGUGUACAGGUACCUGCUGAGCGAACAAGGUAACUGUGGCCAGAUCUCUUCCUGGCCUUGGGCAUUCUGGCGCAAGGCCUGCCGAUGGCCAAGAAACCCAGGGUGCCCUGGAGACAGCUCUUCCGGAAGCCUUCUGUCUGGGCGGCCAUCUUCUCUCAGCUCUCAGCGGCCUGCUCCUUCUUCAUCCUGCUGUCCUGGCUGCCGACCUUCUUCAAGGAGACUUUCCCCAGCUCCAAGGUUACAGAACCAUCGCCGUGCGGAAGUUCAUGCAGGUGAUGGGACUGGGCCUGUCCAGCGUUUUCGCCCUGUGUUUGGGUCACACCUCGAGCUUUUGCAAGUCCGUAUUCUUUGCGUCAGCCUCCAUCGGCCUGCAGACCUUCAACCACAGGUGAGGGCGCCGCCCCCUGCCCACCAGCGCCGCCCGUCUGCCCUCGGGGACCUCCGGCACCACCCGUCCUGGGCGCUCGGGAGCAGCCAUCUGGCUCAGGGCCAUGUGGAGGGCGGCACGUGGCAGAUCUCCACGUGUGAGCCACGGAGGCAGAGGGCUGUCUGGCUGUCAGCCGGCCUGGACCUGGGCCAUCUGGAGGAACGAAUGCCGUGCGGAGGGGGCUGGGCGAGGAAGCCCCAGUCUCCAGGCUGCUGCUUGUGCCUCUACUGUGAGGGGCCAGCUCCUGUCCUCGGCCCCCGCCCUCCCCAGUGCCCAGCGUCAACCCCGCCUAAUCAGAGGAACUUCCUGCGGAGUUGUUUUGGGAACUGGCCAUUAAAGGUCAUUUUUCAAAUUCGUGGACAGCAAAGGAGUGUGCAUUUGAGCAAGCUUGCCUUCCUGUUUGUGCAUCCGGGGGCUGGGUCCCUGCUCUGUGUCACUACUGAGACGGGAGAGCCAGGGUGGGGAGACUCAGAUGGCCCAGGGAUGGCCGAGCACCUUGGCCUGGCCGAGCGAGCACCUCGGCUGGGCUGGGUCCCGGGCACCCCGUCAUGGCUGAGCACCCUGGCAUGACCUGGUACCCCAGCAUGGCUGAGCACCUCGGCUGGGCUGGGUCCCAAGCACCCUGGCAUGGCUGAGCACCCUUGCAUGGUCUGGUACCCCGGCAUGGCUGAGCACCCCAGCUUGACAGGGUCCCGAGCACCCCAGCAUGGCUGAGUAUCCCAGCAUG